Molecule: messenger RNA, 1487 nt
Organism: Gaeumannomyces tritici R3-111a-1
Lineage: Eukaryota; Fungi; Ascomycota; Sordariomycetes; Magnaporthales; Magnaporthaceae
Exons: 1
Coding region: 44-1396 (450 amino acids)
Source: RefSeq, a predicted model, not a curated record
AGAUGCGUUGCCUCUGGAGAUAUCGUCCGCUUCGUCCCUCAGAAUGACGAUUCCCCCUCGUUUCGUGCUCGGACGCGCUCCCCUCUCCAUACGCACAAAAAAGAAGUGCUUGUUGAUCAAAAGCACUAUCGCCGCUACGAUCAAGGAUAUUGUGGGCCACACUCAUGUCAAGGACGCACCCUACAAUCCGGCAAAUUGGGAAAACGAGUUUGAUUUCGAGGAACGAGCUCGCAAGGACGUUCGAGAAUUGAGAACGCGCCACUACUACAUCCCUCCCGAGGGCCUCUACGACCCAGCUACCGAGGACGGAACCACGCAAGAGCAACUUCGCCCAUCAGAAGUGCAGUCGGCCGCCGCCGCCCUCGACUACGGGUGGAGAGAGCAGAGCCAGCAAGCGCCCACUCUCGGGAUUUUCCAUGCCCUCACCGCCAUCAGCCUCAAACAAGUACACAACCUGGGAGGUGAGCAUAUGGGAUCCAACAUGGCAGGUCAGCUGUCUCUCGCAAACCGCAAGAGCGGCAGCUCCGGAGACCCGGCUGUCCCCAGUGACAAUGGCGACAGGGAAACAGAAGGCGACGGGGAAUCAAAAGUCGACCAAGAAGACUAUUUCAUCACACACAGGUUCUGUCCAGACAACGUUGAAACUCUUCAAUUCGACGAGCCCCAAUUGUUUCUCGACCUGGCCAGAGGCGACCUGAUGUGUGAGCUUAGAGUUCUCACACUGCCAGUGAGCCCUGCGCACCAGUCGGUGUUUACGCCAAAGCCGCCGCGCCGCGACGGACGAGAACUCGAGCAUCCGCAUAACAAGAAGCAGCGGCUAUUGAAGGGCAAGAUUGGGUGCGUUCCCGCGCGCGGGCAGCAAGAUGUGCCAAGAGAUUGGCAGUACUGGUGGGGCCGCCAUCCGGGCCCGAUACAGGGCCUGAUGGAACUUGAGGGUCGGAGGUACUGGAGCGACAACCGCUUCUACAACCAGGGCACGAUCAGCAUGGAGCCGUGCCCGGAUUGGCUGCGCGCCAGCAAGUCGACCGACCACUCGGUCAAGUUCCGGCCAGCGCUCGGCAUGCAUGGCAAGCCGUUCCGGCCGUUCCAGCAGCGGAUGCGGGCCUUCACCCCCAAGGACCUGGCCGCACAGGGGGACCUGGCCAGCGGCACAGGGGUCGUCGGUGAAGGCGCCGAAAGAGUCAACCCCACGCGCUCGGCCAUCUCCAGGAAGCUCAAAGAGCGGUUGGCGCGUCAUCAAAAGCCGCUCCGAGAGCAAUCAGCGCCGGAAAUCGCGCAGAUCGGCGCGGCGGACACGGUUACACCCUCUACCGUCUCCCAUCACGACGCCCAGGCCGACGCCAGGCUUUCGUUCGACGACUUGUGGAACAAGUAUGGCAGCAGUGAGGAGGAGUAGUGGCCGAGACUUGACCACUAGCUCGCUGGCGAGCUACAUGGCGCGCUGCCGGAUCAGUUACGGCUUCGUCAUCACCGAUGCCUGCCUUGUC